AUAUCACAUGAACCGAACUGAAUACCGGAUUGGACCGAUAUUUGGACUGUAUAGAAUACGACACCGUAUAGAGGCAAAGGUGUGUCUACCAUAUUCGAGCCUGUAAUCUUCCGUCUCCGUCUCCUUCCAUUAAAACAUCUCCGCCAGAGAGAGAAACUCCGAUCUCUCUUUCUUCAUAAAAAGAUGCAAUAUUUCUACAUAUUGAUCGUAUCUCUACUCCUCACCACCCUUAGUUUCAAGGGUGAAGCCAGUGGCUCUGUUUUCUUCAUUGAUGGAUCCAACAACCAAUACCUUCGUCCACCAUCAGAGCAGGCGCUUCCCAUGUCCCUCUCUGAAGUAUCUGCAUCAGUGUCUGCCUUGUUGGGUUUUGCACCUCCGUCUACUUUAACAGCUGAUGGCUCAUCCAAGCUGAACAAGAUUCUUAAACCUAAUCCAUUCGAGAGGCCUCGUGCUGCUUUUGUACUAGAAAUCGCUGGAGCUGAUGAUGCGCUUGUGGAAACCUUACCUAGUCAUUCUUUCUUGGGAAAUGCUGUGAGAGGCAGUAUCAGUUCUGAUUCUUACAAAGCUGAUAUUGAACUUCCAGAAAGUGAAGUAGAUGUUGUGUCUGUCAAUGAACCCUCAUCUGAUGCGACUGACAAAGACAUGAACGAGUUUGCAUCUUGGUUGGGUGGAUCAUUCGUUACUGGAUCUGCUGAACCAUUGAAUGGAUUGCUGAGUAUCCCUCUGGCUGGUGCGGCUAACGUUGAGUUCCAUUUGGAAAAGGAAGCAGAGAGGAAAUUCGUUUUGAACCUUUUGGAACUAUAUAAGAAUAUCAGACGAGCAGUCAACCUUCAUGGGGAUUUAUCUCAUGAUCUUGCUGAAUUAACAGUUGGACGCUUUGGCGGUAUCGAUGCUUUAGCACAGGAGUAUGGACAAGGUAUGGCAAAGAAAGGGAUGGAUGUAUUGCUUGCCACACUAUCAAAGCUAUUCCAUCUGUUGGAGUCAUCUCAUAAAGGCCAAAUUGUUGGAGUGAUCGUCCUUGAUGAGAGAGUAAACCAAGAAUCAGCUAAUCUGCUGAGCGUUGGGUCUUCUUCUCGUUCAUCUGCAAGGUCGAUGGCUGAGGUAGAGGGAGUUCCAAGUGGAGCCAUUAUCGCUCAAGUUAUUCUUGUUAGGCUGACACUUGCGUGGUUAACUGGAAUAAUCCUUCUCAUUGCAACUAUCCUUGGGGUGUACUUCCUUAUGUACAUGCCUUUGACGAAGGACACGCUCCUAUAUUCAAACGUGAAGCUCGAUUAAUACAAAGAUUCUCAGCCGUGUUUCUCAACUGGCUACAUUUGAAACCAGUAGUCUUAUUUGAAUGUUUUAAGAGAAGGAUGACACCUUGUUGGGGCCAAGACCAGUGGGAUGUGUUUUUACGUGUAUAUUGACAUAAGGUUGCAUUCUCGAUUUGUUAUUUAUUUUCUUAUUUCGUAUAUGUGGGUCUCAAUCCUGAUAUAAUAAUAAUAAAGAACACUUUUGGACAUUUUCAUGUAAUCUUCUGUUUAUUGUAAGAGCUUUUGAUCAUGGAA
Brassica rapa (field mustard) is the source of this 1547-nucleotide messenger RNA. RefSeq lists its product as uncharacterized. Gene Ontology annotation, cellular component: endomembrane system. The record is from RefSeq and is a predicted model, not a curated record. Lineage: Eukaryota; Viridiplantae; Streptophyta; Magnoliopsida; Brassicales; Brassicaceae.